Molecule: messenger RNA, 810 nt
Organism: Epinephelus lanceolatus (giant grouper)
Lineage: Eukaryota; Metazoa; Chordata; Actinopteri; Perciformes; Serranidae
Source: RefSeq, a predicted model, not a curated record
AUGCAGCGAAUCUGACUAUGGCGAAUAUCGAAGAGGAGGAGGAGGAGAUUGUGGUCGUGGAGACUGAGCCUCCCAAACGCAAGAGCAUUGCCACACUACAGCUGUACGGAGGUGAUCUGGAGUCAGAGUUCAGUCAGUUUCAGGACUGGCUGCACAUAUUCCCGCUGUAUAAAGGCAGAGCAAGCAUUGAAGAUGAUGAGGAGGAUGAAGAGGAGAGGCUGAUGGGAAAAUAUAAGGGCUCCUUCCUGAUUUAUCCGAUCGAUGCAAGAGAUGAAGAAGACACCACAUGUCAGAUCACCAAUGGACUCCCCAAAAACUCAGCGAUCAAAGUCUUGAUCCGAGUCUACGUCAUCAAGGCCACCAAUCUGGCUCCCACAGACCCGAAUGGUAAAGCUGACCCGUAUCUGGUGGUUCAAGCUGGAGAGCAAAGUUUGGACACCCAAGAUCGAUAUAUCCCCAAACAGCUCAACCCCACGUUUGGAGAGAUGUUUGAAUUCACAGUGUCCUUUCCACUGGAGACGGAGUUGGUUGUCAGAGUGAUGGACCAUGAUAUAAUAGGGUCUGAUGACGUCAUCGGUGAGACCCGACUUGAUCUGGAGAACCGGUUCUACAGCCGCCACAGAGCCUCCUGCGGUCUGGCUCUUUACUAUGACACUGAAGGUUACAAUGUGUGGCGUGAUGCGAAGAAACCAUCAACCAUUUUGGCAGAGCUCUGCAGGAAGAACGGCAUCUCGUUACCGGAGUAUAGAACAUCUGAGGUCAAAGUCCUCAACAAAAUCUUCAAGAUCCCACCUGAUGCAAUACCUGAAG